Messenger RNA from Trematomus bernacchii (emerald rockcod), 2017 nucleotides. RefSeq names its product aurora kinase A (gene aurka). The record is from RefSeq and is a predicted model, not a curated record. The coding region runs from base 326 to 1609 and encodes 427 amino acids. The transcript has 9 exons. Gene Ontology annotation, biological process: regulation of cytokinesis; protein phosphorylation; mitotic spindle organization. Gene Ontology annotation, cellular component: spindle midzone; spindle pole centrosome; chromosome passenger complex. NCBI's taxonomy places the organism in Eukaryota, Metazoa, Chordata, Actinopteri, Perciformes, Nototheniidae. Gene Ontology annotation, molecular function: ATP binding; protein kinase activity.
AUCAAACUAGUAGCGUUUGAGGGAAGUGUUUGCCAGCGGCCACAUUGGAAAUUAUAUUGGCAAGAUUUUGUUCUAGUUUGAUUCCUUUUUAUCUGCUUUUACCACCUCACAACAUCGAGCUGGCUUUUAACAGGAUUAGUAUACUGUCCAUCUCGCGGUAUAUUUAUGUAGAUACAAACCUUGAGCUCUCGUCAACUGGCCGACGUAGCUGCUAGCUAGCGAGGUUGACGUUAAAACUACCUGCUUGAGAGCUAGCUUACUCUUAGUUUGGAUUCUGGAUAAAUUAUCGGUCAUUUCGGGCAUUGUGCAAUAACAUAAUCGGAAUAUGGACUCUUCUGCCAGACUCAAGAUGACAAAGGACAUGAAACUCCAAAGGCCAGAAGUGAAGACAAGCAUGGAUGGUCCAAAGCGGAUUCCCGUGUCACAGCAGUCUCAGUCGGCUGUAGUUGCACCACCUCCACAUCAGCGAGUUCUAGGCUUGUCAAAUGGACCUCAGCGCAUUCAGCGUCCUAUGAGCCACCAGAAAUCUGCAUCUCAUGUCUCGGUUGCUGUCAAAUCUGCAAACCCCGCUGAUCAGAAUGGGAACCCUACUACUCAGAGUAGAAGUCGGGCAAUGCAGCCCAAACGUGUGUCUCAGCAAAUCCAACCAAAGGCAAUCGUGCCCAAGGUGAAUCCAGAGCCAGCCAAACCCCCAUCGGAACUGGCAAAGCUGGAGAAGCUGCAGACCAAACCUCCCAAGAUUGAUUCUGCAAAAGCCUCAUCAACAAAUAGCCACCGAUGGAGCCUGGAGAACUUUGACAUUGGCCGUCCCUUAGGAAAGGGUAAAUUCGGCAAUGUCUACCUAGCCAGAGAGCGACAGAGUAAGUUCAUCUUGGCCCUGAAGGUGCUCUUCAAGAAGCAGCUUGAGAAGGCGGGGGUUGAGCACCAGCUAAGGAGGGAGGUGGAGAUCCAGUCUCACCUCAGGCACCCCAAUAUUCUGCGCCUCUACGGUUACUUCCAUGACUCGACUCGUGUAUAUCUCAUCCUGGAGUUUGCACCCAAGGGUGAAUUGUACAGUGAGCUGCAGCGCUGUGGACACUUUCCUGAGGACAAAAGUGCCACAUACAUCAUGGAGCUGGCUGAUGCCCUCAACUAUUGCCACUCCAAGAAGGUGAUCCACCGGGACAUCAAACCAGAGAACCUGUUGCUGGGGGCCAACGGGGAGCUGAAGAUCGCAGAUUUUGGCUGGUCGGUUCACACACCCUCCUCCAGGAGAUCUACGCUGUGUGGAACACUGGACUACUUGCCUCCUGAGAUGAUUGAGGGGAAAACUCAUGACGAAAAGGUUGACCUGUGGAGUCUGGGCGUCCUUUGCUACGAGUUCCUGAUUGGAAAGCCCCCCUUCGAGACAAAAAGUCACGAAGAGACCUACCGCAAGAUUUCAAGGGUUGAGUACACUUACCCCGCACAGUCUGACAUCAGUGCCGGAGCCAAAGACCUGAUAGCCCGGCUGCUGAAACACAACCCCAUGCACAGACUGCCCAUCCAGGGAGUCCUGUCCCACCCCUGGGUGGUGGAGACCGCCACCAAGAAACCCACAACCCUCAGCCAAGAGGAGCCCGGCCUCUGAGUCUCAUUGUGUCCCUCCACCAAAAACCUGAGGUUUGUAUGUGGGGGCGCAGCAGAGCAGAACACAGGCUGAACAAAGGUGUGAAACAUAAACACCAGUGUGCAGCUGAUUUAUCAGAAUCUGCCCUAUUGACUUUAAUAUCACUUCAUUUAGAUGUCUUUGUCUGCAGUCACUUCCUUAUCUCUUUUAUCUUCCUUUCCUUGUCUCGAAUGCAAUUCUAUGCCUGUAAAUAUUUCACUUUUAUUUGUGUAAUUAUGAAAAUGUUAAGCUUUUCUAAAAUGCCGUUACUUGAAAUAAAGAUAACUUAUGGACUUAUAACUUAGUGGAAUAUGUCACUUUGGAAUUAAGCAUUUAUGGCUGUUAGUGAAAAUUAUUUUUGUUUUGUCUUAAAUGAAUUUCAAGCUCUCA